Molecule: messenger RNA, 567 nt
Organism: Trichophyton verrucosum HKI 0517
Lineage: Eukaryota; Fungi; Ascomycota; Eurotiomycetes; Onygenales; Arthrodermataceae
Exons: 1
Coding region: 1-567 (188 amino acids)
Source: RefSeq, a predicted model, not a curated record
AUGAUCAAACACGUGACACACUUACUUUUCUUAAGGAAAGUUGAGUUUUUUCUUCUCUUCAGCUUUUUUUUUUCAUCCUCUAACAAACAUCAAGAAGAAGUCGAAGAAGUGAAAAAUCUCCUUCGACCGGCUUCAAACAGCUUCAAGAUGCGUCCAAAGGUUUCAAUUGCUCACCUGGCUCGCCAUGGAGGCCUCUCGCUGGCCGAGCUGCCUCCCCCCUUCCUUGCUCCUGCCCUCUACUCCCCCAUAAUAUCGGUAUCGCGGUCGUCCAAAUUUUCAACCUCUGCCUCCUUUCAAGAUCGGAACAAGAAUCGUGGCGUCUCUGCCAUUCAUAGAAGCGGGCUUAAGCAUCGAUUGUCUGUGUCAAAGUUCAAAUUACCAGUCCCAGAGAACCCAGAAAGACAUGAACCGCGUGUCCUCAACCCGGAACAUGGUCUCUGGGAGUUCUUUCUUCCAAACAAACAGGCAUUUCCCACCCCAGAGCAGGAACAUGCGCAUGGUAUGGGCCCUCCUAGACGAUUCCAAUUCAUCAACCCUCAGCUUGUACUGACCAAUGCCACAUUGUAG